AUGGAGAGGUUAGCAACCUGGUUGAUUGUCGAGAAGGACCGCAAGAACAAGGACGGCUACGGCGUGCGCAAGUGGCAGAACGUCAAGCUCUUGGACGUCUCAAAAGAUGAGAAAUCCAUCAAAGUCUCGGAUUCAGGCCACAAAGACGAUGCCAUCAUCGUCACCUCCGACUGUGUGGCUACUCUCGCUGUCAUUCCGGGCACAAUGAAAGGGGACAAGAGCGCGCAAGCAGGGAGCUACUCUGUCAACAAAGGGGAGAUUGUGCGAGUCUACCGCAUCUCUUCCGAUCGUUCCCAGCUCGAAAUUGAAUUGAGCAACGGCAAGCGUGUACAAUCCCCGCGAUCAAAGGUCGACAUCGCCGGCGGCUGGCCUUUCGUGGUCAUGCAAGAAUACAAGGCGAACGGGGAGAACCAGCUCACCGUCAAGCGCCACGAAUGGGGCAAAGUCUUUGAGGUUGAUCCGACGUGCAAGUGGGCCCGAGUCGGGAUCGCAGAUGGAAAAGUUGGCCUCAUUCCACUUUCUGUGAUGGUCAUUGGCAACGGAAGACGUUAUGGGGACUGGAAAGCUGUCGAUCACACCGUCAUCCACUCGACGGACGUCAUCCAUGUCCCUUCCUCACGACCGAAAGGGGAAACGCUACUUGAGCACGCCAUCGAAGGACUCCUGCUGGCGAUACACGACAACCGUCACAGUCUCGGUUUUACACUGUCCUCAUGGGUAGAUCCCCGCAUCGACACGAUGGAAAGGAGACGCGACUUGAUCGAUUGCAUGAUUACGGGUUACAAGAAAGCCGGUUUGUUCCACGUGUUGAAGAACGGCGAUUUCACCAUGCAAGCCAUCCUUGAUGCAGGUACCAAGAUCGAACCCAAACUGUCUGCCGCUGGCCUGUACCUUCGCUUCUACGCUGAAGUCGUCACCGCUCCACCACAAAGUGACCUUUACAUUGGUUCGAGCCAAGACAUUGAGGUCCGCAUGCAAGGUCACGACUACGCACUGUCCAACAAGAAAGGAGUACACGGGACUGCAAUGAAGUUCUGCAAAUGGCGUCGUUCGGUGCUGCUUUGUUCCAUGAAUGAAGCGAUCAAAGAGUACCGCAUCAUCGCCGAGCAAGUCAACUUUCUGCUGUUCGGAACCUACAACGACCGUUUGUUUAUGGACAGCCAAAAGUCUGUGCCACAGUCGAAUGAUGCUCUGAACAAUGUUUUGGAUGAGCUAGAUGGCACGGAGGAACCGCCAGAAGACAUCGAAGCUGACCAGGACGAGGCCGAAGCCGAGGACGAAGAAGACGAAGCGAGCACAGAGGAAGAGCAUAAGGCAGCACGGAAGGCUCAGAAAGCGAAGCAGCGAUGGCACGCUUUUAAACGAGCAGGGCGGGCCCUGAAUGCAAUUGCAGAGAAAACUUUGACUGCGAUAGGCUGGACGCCCGCGAUCCAACGUCCUUCUUUCGCUGGUUCGCGAUUCGGCAAGAUCAGAGGGCUCAAUGUUGCAAGUCCAGUCGACUCCCAAUGGUUGCAGGUGAUCUACACGAAGACGUACCUGCCACAGCAUGCACUCACCAUCUACGGCCGAACUUCGUGUAUACUGGUCAAACAAGAAAAUUCCUCGAGGAUUUGUCGGAUAGGGUCGGGAACGUAUGGAACUGGUGAAUGCGUCGAUUUCAUCUUUCCUCCCGGCGUCGGGCCGCCGCUUGGAACGAAAGUAUAUGUGAUCUUCGAGGUCACCGACAGCUACCCACAUCCAAAAAGCUGGGCCUGUUUACCAACAGUCUGCGCGUACGACGAUGCCAAGAGAGCGGCAACAUUGGCCGUUCGCGCGAUGUGGAGCUCACUGACUACUGAAGGUCAGUUUGAGACAGCGUACUGCUUUGCUGGCGGCGAAAAAGGCGGCCACAAGUACAUCAACGACGAUGCACAGCCAGGCUCAAUAACCAUUCUCGGGCGCGCCAUUGGGACUCUCAACUUUCUCCAGCGCAGUGAAAUUGUGCAAGACAAACGCUCUAUCGAUUUCCGCUAUGGUCUUGCCAAGGUUGUUGAGGUUUCGUUCGACAAUCUCCGACAAAUUCUCGAGAAGAAGCCAAUGACUGAGGUGCAGCACAUCAAAGCUGGGCAGCUACGACCGGCAGCUCAGAUCGUACAGGAGCUGACGAAUGCUGGAGCACAGAACGUUGGAGGGGAGUUUGCAAAGUUCAACACCACAAUCAAGACGAAAGGGCAUCAGAGGAAGACGUGCGAUCGAUGCUAUCUGAGUGGAAAGCGAAGCAGCAUGCGUGAUCCCGUUUAUCGUGCGGUGGACGCAUACGACGAGUGCAAACAGAAGGAAGGAACGAAUUCCUGUACUCGCUGCUAUCAAGCUGGCAUUCCUUGCACUUGGACAAAUACAGAUGUCCUGCGUGAGACAGUGGCGCUGCACCUUGCUCUCCUGCCAAAGAACCCUGACCACACGGUGCUCAAGAUCACGGACCCCAAGCAUCAGACUUUCGGCUCCUUGAUGUCCCCAGGAGCAAUGGUCGAGAAAGCAUCGCGCACCGGACCAUCUGCAAGCCAAUACACACCGCAGAAACCUUCCCCCCGCGGGCCAUCUACAAGCCAGCACACCCCAACGUCGGCCUCCCCCCAUGGACAAUCUACAGGUCAUCAAGCAGCACAGACGCCCUCGCGCGGCGGGCAAUCUACAAGCCAUCAAGCACCUCAGACACCCUCCCGGGGCGGAGCACCGACAUCCCCCUUCACGCCGGAGCAACUCCCUGACCUCCCGCCUAGCUUCACCGUCAACUCUCUAAGGAGCAGGUGGGAGAGGGAUGUGGACUGGCAAAAAGUGGAGUACUUGCACCAGAUGAUUUUGGCUGGGGUGUGGGCACAUCCCAAUCUUUCUAUCGACGAGGAUGGCGUUGCUGGUGCACAUUGGAAGACCGCAUUGGACACCAUGCGCACCACGCUCCAGGUCUACGGAGACUCAAUCUUUCCCAACAAGCAUCGCGAAAUCCGCAAGAUGCUGGACGAUCUUGCGGAUGUCGAACAGAGCACUGCGACCGGCUGGAGUACUCCGUUCGGUUCUGGUGGAAGUACCGUUUACGACAGGCUCCCCACGACCCACGAGCUCCUUCUGUACUUCAACAACCACAGAUUGACGCGAGAGCAGAUGGCGGAAGUCGGGGAAUGGGUUUACUACAUGGGCCAGUAUGUGAACAAGAAUGUCCAGCGCCAAUUGGCACAGGUUCGCCUGGCUGGUGAGAACAGAGGAUUCGAUGUGAGGGCUUGGAAGUAG
Messenger RNA from Neohortaea acidophila, 3264 nucleotides. RefSeq lists its product as uncharacterized. The record is from RefSeq and is a predicted model, not a curated record. Lineage: Eukaryota; Fungi; Ascomycota; Dothideomycetes; Mycosphaerellales; Teratosphaeriaceae. Bases 1 to 3264 code for a protein of 1087 amino acids. The transcript has a single exon. Gene Ontology annotation, molecular function: protein binding.